Dermacentor andersoni is the source of this 1236-nucleotide messenger RNA. RefSeq names its product mpv17-like protein 2. NCBI's taxonomy places the organism in Eukaryota, Metazoa, Arthropoda, Arachnida, Ixodida, Ixodidae. The record is from RefSeq and is a predicted model, not a curated record. Gene Ontology annotation, cellular component: cytoplasm; mitochondrion; membrane. Gene Ontology annotation, biological process: mitochondrial ribosome assembly.
AUUCCGCUUCCGGUGUUAUGGGUGAUAAGCACGUUUCGCAAACACCGGUGUGGUUGGUUCAAGGUUGUGUUGCACAAGACGAUUGUUGUAAUUUUAACAAGGCUUCAACAUGCAUCAUCUACUUGUGUGCUUAGCGUUAAUACCUUAAUUCGUGUGUGGUUGCUGCUUUCCGUGCCUUUGCCAAACCCCUGCGAAAAGACAUGACUGCGUUCUCAAAGCUCAAGGCGGCAGUAACCACACUAUUUACCAAGCACCUGUUUGUUACUAACGUCGUUCUCGGCACAGGCUUCAUGAUGGUCGGUGACACGAUGCAACAGAGCUACGAAAUCUACGCUGGAAAAGAGAAAGAACUUGACACGAAGAGAUCAAAGAAUAUGCUGAUUGUCGGCGGUACAUUCGGCGUUUGCGGUCACAAGUGGUACUCGUUUCUAGACCGCAAAUUCCCUGGGAAGACGCUAGGGAUGGUUGGACGCAAGCUGCUAUGCGAAUUCGCCAUCUGCCCUCCGCUUGCAUUCGUCCUUUUUGUCGGCGUGGGUCUUCUGAACAGCAAGCCCUUCCAGCACAGCGUCACUGAAUUCAAGAAAAACAUCGUCCUUUUUUGCAUCGCUGAUUGGGGCUGCUUCGUUCCAGCACAGGCUCUCAACUUUUUCUUCUUACCUCCACGCUACCGGUUCCUUUAUGUUUGUGGCCUCACAGUGGUCUACGACAUCUUCCUGUCAUUCAUCCUUCAUAGGGAUUCUCAUGAAGAGGAAGUCAAGAGUUGACGGCAUAAUGUCUUGAUCAACUCGGGCACUGUCCAUGUGGCAAUACAGCAUCUAUAGCAUGUAAAUAUAGCGAUAGUACAUACAGUUUUUAAGCUUAUUGUUAUUUCUUAGCAACUGUAGUUGUCACACCUUUUAUAUUUUUCUUCAGCGUGUGCUUAGUAAGCGCAAAUUGAUGUAACGAAUGGUCCAAAUCCAAAGUGGAGUGCAUAAAAAGUUAGUGUUGGAAACGGUUCAAAUCAAGCAAGGACCUAAUGGACAAAUAGGUGCGCGAUUGAGUGUUAGCGUUCGGUUGACGGCCAAUUUCCAUCGACGACGUACGCUUAUAAGCAGCUCGAGCUAACUGCUGUACCGUUAAAACGCUGUUCGUUGAUUGUGCUAGGAUGACAUCUGACGUUCGCUCUUAUUGCUGCAAAAUAUUUGCCGUAAAAAAGAAUCUAAUAAAAAAACAAUAAAAGGUGUGCUAAACGAACAA